GCCCCCGGCGCGCACGCCCCUCGCUCCAUGGCAUUCCCGGGCGGGCGGGCGGGGACUCGGCGCGGGUGCCCUCGGGCCGGCGGCGGCAGCCCCUCCCCGAAGCCCUCAGGACCCCCGAGGCCCCGGUGCCGGCGGCGGCGGCCCCCCUAGCUCUGCCUGGAACCAUGGGUGAGGCCCGCAGGGACAGCACCAGCAGCCUGCAGCGCAAGAAGCCGCCGUGGCUGAAGCUGGAUAUCCCGGCCGUGGUGCCCCCGGCAGCAGAGGAGUCCAACUUCCUGCAGGUAGGCCCUGGCCAGCGGGGGCUGCAGGUGCAGCCCAUCCAGCCGCCUCACUGGGUCCCCGUUGCCCAGCCCCUGAGACGCCAGGCGUUCCUGCGGAGCGUGAGCAUGCCGGCCGAGCCCGCCCGCGUUCCCUCACCCCACCAGGAGCCCCGGCGGCUGGGGCUGCAGCGCCAGAUGUCCAUCACACAGACCAUCCGCAGCCGACAGGUGCGCUUUGGGCGUGUCCACACUCUGCCCCUGUUGGGCCCCCCUGCUGCCCGCAGGGCCCUCACACAGCGCUCGUCUCUCUCUCGGUCCCUGCUCAGGGGCACUGCUGACUGGUUUGGAGUGAGCAAGGAUAGUGACAGCACCCAGAAGUGGCAGCGCAAGAGCAUCCGUCACUGCAGCCAGCGCUACGGGAAGCUGAAGCCCCAGGUCAUCCGGGAGCUAGACCUGCCCAGCCAGGACAAUGUGUCGCUGACCAGCACUGAGACGCCCCCUCCUCUGUACGUGGGGCCAUGCCAGCUGGGCAUGCAGAAGAUCAUAGAUCCCCUGGCCCGGGGCCGGGCCUUCCGCUUGGCGGAUGAUGCCGCCGACGGCCUGAGUGCCCCGCACACGCCGGUCACGCCGGGUGCCGCCUCCCUCUGCUCCUUCUCCAGCUCCCGUUCGGGUUUCAACCGGCUCCCGCGGCGGCGCAAGCGCGAGUCGGUGGCCAAGAUGAGCUUCCGGGCAGCCGCUGCGCUGGUGAAGGGCCGCUCGGUUAGGGAUGGCACACUGCGCCGGCUCCAGCGCCGAAGCUUCACUCCUGCCAGCUUCCUGGAGGAGGACACGGCUGACUUCCCCGACGAGCUGGACACAUCCUUCUUUGCCCGGGAAGGUGUCCUCCACGAGGAGCUGUCCACGUACCCAGAUGAGGUGUUCGAGUCCCCAUCGGAGGCAGCGCUCAAGGACUGGGAGAGGGCCCCGGAGCAGGCGGACCUCACGGGUGGGGCCCUGGCCCGCAGCGAGCUGGAGCGCAGCCACCUGAUGUUGCCCCUGGAACGUGGCUGGCGCAAGCAGAAGGAGGGCGGCGCAGCGGCCCCGCAGCCCAAGGUGCGGCUGCGGCAGGAGGUGGUGAGCGCCGCGGGUCAGCGGCGGGGCCAGCGCAUCGCGAUGCCGGUGCGCAAGUUCUUCGCCAGGGAGAAGCGGCCAUAUGGGCUGGGCAUGGUGGGCCGGCUAACCAACCGCACUUACCGCAAGCGAAUCGACAGCUAUGUCAAACGCCAGAUUGAGGACAUGGACGACCACAGGCCCUUCUUCACCUACUGGCUCACCUUUGUGCACUCGCUCGUCACCAUUCUAGCCGUGUGCAUCUAUGGCGUGGCGCCCGUAGGCUUCUCACAGCACGAGACCGUAGACUCGGUGCUGCGCAACCGAGGGGUCUAUGAGAAUGUCAAGUACGUUCAGCAGGAGAACUUCUGGAUCGGGCCCAGCUCGGAGGCUCUCAUUCACCUGGGUGCCAAGUUCUCGCCCUGCAUGCGCCAGGAUCCGCAGGUGCAUAGUUUCAUCCACGCUGCGCGCGAGCGUGAGAAGCACUCGGCCUGCUGUGUGCGUAACGACCGGUCUGGCUGCGUGCAGACCUCGGAAGAGGAGUGCUCGUCCACGCUGGCAGUGUGGGUGAAAUGGCCCUUCCAUCCCAGCGCCCCAGACCUUGCUGGCCACAAGAGGCAGUUUGGCUCUGUCUGCCACCAGGACCCCAGGGUGUGUGAUGAGCCUUCCUCCGAGGACCCUCAUGAGUGGCCAGAUGACAUCACCAAGUGGCCGAUCUGCACCAAAAACAGCGCUGGGAACCACACCAACCACCCGCACAUGGACUGUGUCAUCACGGGCCGGCCCUGCUGCAUUGGCACCAAGGGCAGGUGUGAGAUCACCUCCCGGGAGUACUGUGACUUCAUGAGGGGCUACUUCCACGAGGAGGCCACACUCUGCUCUCAGGUGCACUGCAUGGACGACGUGUGUGGGCUCUUGCCCUUCCUCAACCCCGAGGUGCCCGACCAGUUCUACCGCCUGUGGCUGUCCCUAUUCUUGCACGCUGGGAUCCUGCACUGCCUGGUGUCUGUCUGCUUCCAGAUGACUGUCCUGCGGGACCUGGAGAAGCUGGCAGGCUGGCACCGCAUAGCCAUCAUCUACCUGCUGAGUGGCGUCACUGGUAACCUGGCCAGUGCCAUUUUCCUGCCAUACCGGGCAGAGGUGGGCCCCGCCGGCUCGCAGUUCGGCAUCCUGGCCUGCCUCUUCGUGGAGCUCUUCCAGAGCUGGCAGAUCCUGGCACGGCCCUGGCGUGCCUUCUUCAAGCUGCUGGCUGUGGUGCUCUUCCUCUUCACCUUCGGGCUGCUGCCCUGGAUCGACAACUUCGCCCACAUCUCGGGCUUCGUCAGCGGCCUCUUCCUCUCCUUUGCCUUCUUGCCCUACAUCAGCUUUGGCAAGUUUGACCUGUACCGCAAGCGCUGCCAGAUCAUCAUCUUUCAGGUGGUCUUCCUGGGCCUCCUGGCUGGCCUGGUGGUCCUCUUCUACUUCUACCCUGUGCGCUGUGAGUGGUGCGAGUUCCUCACCUGCAUCCCCUUCACUGACAAGUUCUGUGAGAAGUACGAGCUGGACGCUCAGCUCCACUGAGCUGGCGGGGUGCUGGCGCCGUGUGCCCUGUGGGCCGGGGCCAGGCCUGAGGCUCGGGACUCCGCCUGCGAGCCCUGCUCCCCUUGCACAGACCCCUUGUGCCGUGUUCACUGCUGUUGAACCCCUCGUACUUCCGGGCAUUUAUCACAGUAGUUCCCGAGAUUACCCUCUAACUAGCCUCUCGACGACCACCUCAUGUGGCCAAUAAAUGGACCGGGAGCGUUUUAGCUGCCACUAACUUGACCAGAGCUGCCUCCU
This is a messenger RNA of Balaenoptera acutorostrata (minke whale), 3167 nucleotides long. RefSeq names its product rhomboid 5 homolog 1 (gene RHBDF1). Gene Ontology annotation, molecular function: serine-type endopeptidase activity. The record is from RefSeq and is a predicted model, not a curated record. The coding region runs from base 165 to 2909 and encodes 914 amino acids. The transcript has 18 exons. Gene Ontology annotation, cellular component: endoplasmic reticulum membrane. NCBI's taxonomy places the organism in Eukaryota, Metazoa, Chordata, Mammalia, Artiodactyla, Balaenopteridae. Gene Ontology annotation, biological process: regulation of epidermal growth factor receptor signaling pathway; regulation of protein secretion.